AUGGCGGGGUCUCCCCGCCGCACCGCGGGCCGGCGACUGCAGCUGCCCCUGCUGUGCCUCCUCCUCCAGGGCGCCACCGCCAUCCUCUUUGCGGUCUUUGUCCGCUACAACCAUGAAACCGACGCUGCCCUCUGGCACUGGCGCAACCACAGUAACGCAGACAAUGAAUUUUACUUUCGCUACCCAAGCUUCCAGGAUGUGCACGCCAUGAUCUUCGUGGGCUUCGGCUUCCUCAUGGUCUUCCUGCAGCGCUACGGCUUCAGCAGCGUGGGCUUCACCUUCCUCUUGGCCGCCUUUGCCCUGCAGUGGUCCACACUCGUCCAGGGGUUCUUCCACUCCUUCCACGGUGGCCACAUCCAUGUAGGCAUAGAGAGCAUGAUCAAUGCUGACUUCUGCGCUGGGGCUGUGCUUAUCUCCUUUGGUGCCAUACUGGGCAAGACUGGGCCGGCUCAGCUGCUGCUCAUGGCCCUGCUGGAGGUGGUGCUAUUUGGCCUCAACGAGUUUGUGCUCCUUAGUCUCCUUGGGGUGAAGGAUGCAGGAGGCUCCAUGACUAUUCACACUUUUGGUGCCUACUUCGGGCUGGUCCUCUCCAGGGUCCUCUAUAGGCCCCAGCUGGAGAAGAGCAAGCAUCGCCAGGGCUCCGUCUACCAUUCGGACCUCUUUGCCAUGAUUGGGACCAUCUUCCUGUGGAUCUUCUGGCCUAGUUUCAACUCUGCACCCACUACGCUGGGGGAUGGGCAACAUCGGUCGGCUCUCAACACAUACUACUCCUUGACUGCCAGCACCCUCAGCACCUUCGCCUUGUCAGCCCUUGUCGGGAGGGAUGGGCGGCUGGACAUGGUCCACAUCCAGAAUGCCGCACUGGCCGGAGGGGUUGUGGUGGGGACAUCCGCUGAAAUGAUGCUGACACCCUUUGGGGCUCUGGCAGCUGGCUUCCUGGCUGGGACCGUCUCCACACUGGGCUACAAGUUCUUCACGCCCAUCCUUGAGUCAAAAUUCAAAAUCCAAGACACAUGCGGUGUCCACAACCUUCAUGGGAUGCCUGGGGUCCUGGGAGCUCUCUUGGGGGUCCUUGUGGCUGGGCUGGCCACCCAUGAAGCUUACGGAGAUGGCCUAGAGAGCGUGUUUCCACUCCUAGCCAAGGGCCAGCGCAGCGCGACGUCUCAGGCCAUGCACCAGCUCUUUGGACUGUUUGUCACACUGAUAUUUGCCUCUGUGGGUGGGAGCCUUGGAGGGCUGCUGCUGAGGCUGCCCUUCUUGGACUCCCCGCCAGACUCUCAGUGCUACGAGGACCAGAUUUACUGGGAGGUUCCUGGGGAGUAUGAGGAUUUAGCCCAGGGACCUCUGAGGGCAGAGGAACUGGAGACUCGGGCCUAA
Molecule: messenger RNA, 1377 nt
Organism: Mesoplodon densirostris (Blainville's beaked whale)
Lineage: Eukaryota; Metazoa; Chordata; Mammalia; Artiodactyla; Ziphiidae
Gene: RHBG
Product: Rh family B glycoprotein
Exons: 10
Coding region: 1-1377 (458 amino acids)
Biological process (GO): ammonium transmembrane transport; ammonium homeostasis
Cellular component (GO): plasma membrane
Molecular function (GO): ammonium channel activity
Source: RefSeq, a predicted model, not a curated record